This is a messenger RNA of Cariama cristata (Red-legged seriema), 1198 nucleotides long. RefSeq names its product ryanodine receptor 2-like. Gene Ontology annotation, cellular component: smooth endoplasmic reticulum; calcium channel complex; sarcoplasmic reticulum membrane. The record is from RefSeq and is a predicted model, not a curated record. Gene Ontology annotation, biological process: calcium ion transmembrane transport. Lineage: Eukaryota; Metazoa; Chordata; Aves; Cariamiformes; Cariamidae. The annotation marks the transcript as partial. The transcript is spliced from 8 exons. Gene Ontology annotation, molecular function: protein binding; ryanodine-sensitive calcium-release channel activity.
GAAUUCUAGAGGUUUUACACUGUGUGUUGGUGGAAAGUCCAGAAGCUCUAAACAUUAUUAAGGAAGGACAUAUUAAAUCAAUCAUCUGUCUUUUGGACAAACAUGGAAGAAACCACAAGGUUUUGGAUGUUUUGUGUUCUCUCUGUGUUUGUCAUGGAGUAGCUGUGCGGUCUAAUCAACAUCUAAUCUGUGAUAAUCUCCUGCCAGGAAGAGAUCUGCUCUUACAGACGCGCCUUGUCAACCAUGUGAGCAGCAUGCGACCCAACAUCUUCUUGGGGAUUAGUGAAGGCUCUGCCCAAUACAGAAAAUGGUACUAUGAACUUAUGGUGGACCAUCUUGAGCCUUUUGUGACCGCAGAAUCAACUCAUCUACGAGUGGGCUGGGCUUCAACAGAGGGCUACUCACCCUAUCCAGGGGGAGGAGCAGAAUGGGGAGGAAAUGGUGUUGGUGAUGACUUGUAUUCCUAUGGCUUCGAUGGUCUGCAUCUGUGGUCAGGUUGUGUAGCACGAACGGUAAAUUCUCCCAACCAACAUCUGUUAAGAACUGACGAUGUUAUUAGCUGCUGUUUGGACCUGAGUGCCCCCAGCAUCUCUUUCCGGAUAAAUGGUCAGCCAGUUCAAGGGAUGUUUGAGAAUUUCAACAUAGAUGGCCUCUUCUUCCCAGUUGUCAGCUUCUCUGCAGGAAUAAAGGUACGUUUCUUGCUUGGAGGUCGCCACGGAGAAUUCAAGUUCCUUCCUCCACCUGGGUAUGCCCCGUGCUUUGAAGCUGUCCUGCCAAAAGAGAAGCUGAAAGUGGAGCACAGCCGAGAGUACAAGCAGGAUCGUAGCUAUACAAGAGACCUGCUGGGUCCCACCAUCUCUCUGUCACAAGCAGCUUUCACUCCAGUUCCUGUAGAUACUAGCCAGAUUGUUUUGCCUCCCCACUUGGAAAGGAUUCGAGAAAAAUUAGCAGAGAACAUCCAUGAACUUUGGGUUAUGAAUAAGAUUGAACUUGGCUGGCAGUACGGACCAGUUAGAGAUGACAACAAAAGACAACACCCAUGCUUAGUGGAGUUCUCAAAAUUGCCGGAACAGGAAAGAAAUUAUAACUUGCAGAUGUCACUUGAAACACUGAAAACCCUGCUGGCAUUAGGCUGCCAUGUUGGAAUUGCUGAUGAACAUGCUGAAGAAAAAGUGAAAAAAAUGAAACUUCCAAAGAA